Messenger RNA from Zonotrichia leucophrys gambelii, 859 nucleotides. It is a transcript of the gene TMEM14A, whose product is annotated as transmembrane protein 14A. The transcript has 5 exons. NCBI's taxonomy places the organism in Eukaryota, Metazoa, Chordata, Aves, Passeriformes, Passerellidae. Gene Ontology annotation, cellular component: mitochondrial membrane. The record is from RefSeq and is a predicted model, not a curated record. Gene Ontology annotation, biological process: regulation of heme biosynthetic process. Bases 141 to 440 code for a protein of 99 amino acids.
CGGCGACACGAGCCCUCCUUCCGCCGCCGAGGGGCUGAGCCGGGCCGGCGCCCCACGGAGCCCGACGGGCGCGGGAGGCGGGGCCGGGGCCAGGGCCGGGGCAGGUCGGAGGGCGGCGCGGCAGGACGAGGGCUGGGACCAUGGCUGUUGACUGGGUUGGUUUUGCAUAUGCUUCAUUGCUGGUGUUUGGAGGAGUUGUAGCAUACACUCGUAAAGGUAGUAAAAUCUCUUUAGCUGCUGGACUCACCUUUGGCUCUAUGGCUGCUUAUGGAGCUUUCUGUGUAACAUGUGAUCCCAGAAAUGUGAAGAUAUCAUUGUUUUCAUCUUUUCUUUUGACCAUUAUAAUGGGAAUGAGGUUCAAGAGGUCCAAGAAAUUAAUGCCAGGACUAGUAGCAUGCCUGAGCCUAUUGAUGAUUUUGAGGAUUGUUUUUAUGCUGUAGGAGAAUUUAGAACCGAAUAUGACUGCCAUGACCACCAAACAGACAUGCUCUCCGUACUUGAAAGACAAGUUUGAACACAAGUCUUACGCUGCAUUUAUAUUUUCUGUAAAAGAUCUGUACCUGUUAAUCGAUUAUUGAUAUGUUGUUGAUAUUUUAAAAGCUUUUUUAAAAACUAAAGCAAGUGUUUUGGUCUUAUAUUUUGAUCUACUUUCAUUUAAGCAGUCUGUUAACUCAUGGGAUUUUUCAUUGUAAGUUUGAUCUCUUUUAGGGGUGCAGAGCGCCCCAGGAAAUUGAGUUACUCUUGCACUGUAUCUCUGAAAGAAUAUCUAUAAAUACAUGUUUAUGCUAAAAAAGCUAUCUUGUAUUGAAGUAUAAUUUUGCAGUUUCUGAGAUUAAAUAAUCAGUUCUAAAUCAAAAAA